AUUUUCUUCUUCUUCUUCUCCAUUCGAGCAAACAUGGCGGCGUCGUUGGUGAGGCUCGUCCGCGGAGGACUCGGAAGGAGCUUGAACAUCUCCAGGAGUUCGUGUCUCCUGCAGCAGCAGAUCAGAGCCCAGAGCUCCAGCACCGAGUCCCGCCCCACCGUCAGGCCCAAAGAUGGCGUGGCUCACAACCAGCUGGCAGCGUUUGGAGAGUACGUGGCUGAGAUGAUGCCCAAAUACGUCCAGCAGGUCCAGGUGACGUGUUACAACGAGCUGGAGGUGAUGAUCCACCCGGACGGGGUCAUCCCCGUGCUGACCUUCAUGAGGGACCACACCAACGCCCAGUUCAGGAACAUGAUCGACCUGACCGCCGUGGACAUCCCCACCAGGCAGAACCGCUUUGAGCUAGUCCUGAAGUCUUCCUCAGGCCUAAAACAUAGACCGGGGGCCCUCUGGGCCUGGGCGUUCUGGGGGCCCCCCCGGGUGUUUCGGGGCCCCCCCGGGCGUUUGUUCGGGGGCCGACUCUCCCUCUCCGGCCCUCAGAUCGUGUACAACCUGCUGUCGCUGCGCUUCAACUCGCGCAUCCGCGUGAAGACCUACACGGACGAGCUGACCCCGGUGGACUCGGCCGUGCCCGUGCACAUGGCCGCCAACUGGUACGAGCGGGAGGUGCGCUAUGACGACGAGCUGAAGCGCGUGGUGGCCGAGCCCGUGGAGCUGUCGCAGGAGUUCCGGAAGUUCGACCUCAACACGCCCUGGGAGGUUUUCCCCGCCUACCGGGAGCCCAAGGAGGCCCCCCCCAAGCUGGAGGCCGGAGACGCCCCUCCAGAGAAGAAGUGAUGCCCCCCCCCCCCACCGCUGGGACUCCCGAUCCCAGACCUCCUCCCUGACAUAUUUCUGUACAUAAAAGUGCUAAUAAAACAGUCAUUAAUGUUUUUAUUGUGUUCUUUUUGUGUAUCUGAU
Molecule: messenger RNA, 960 nt
Organism: Menidia menidia (Atlantic silverside)
Lineage: Eukaryota; Metazoa; Chordata; Actinopteri; Atheriniformes; Atherinopsidae
Source: the annotation of a GenBank genome assembly